Diabrotica virgifera virgifera (western corn rootworm) is the source of this 4587-nucleotide messenger RNA. It is a transcript of the gene CAH1, whose product is annotated as carbonic anhydrase. Gene Ontology annotation, molecular function: zinc ion binding; carbonate dehydratase activity. Bases 97 to 939 code for a protein of 280 amino acids. Gene Ontology annotation, cellular component: cytoplasm. The transcript is spliced from 7 exons. The record is from RefSeq and is a predicted model, not a curated record. Lineage: Eukaryota; Metazoa; Arthropoda; Insecta; Coleoptera; Chrysomelidae.
AAAGUUUUUGUGUUAAUUGUUCAGUCGAUGUUAGAUUGCGUGCCAGGCUAGUGUUUUAUAUUAAUUCAACGGUGCUCGUGUGUUAUUAACGUAAUAAUGAUGGGUGUACUAGAAAGUGUAGACGAUGAAAGAAUGGCUGUUGACUGGGGAUAUUGCGAAAUUAACGGACCUCACUCAUGGGUAUCUAAAUUUCCUGAUGCUGCUGGAGAACGUCAAAGCCCGAUUGAUAUUUCGCCUGUGAGCGUAACAAAAUUCCAUACCGAAGAAAGGCUGCAAUGGAAAUAUGAACCGGAAUCGUCGACUAAAUUGGAAAAUACUGGAGCUGCUUGGAAAGUUGGCGUUAAAGGCAAAGGAUCAGAAUUAAAAGGAGGGCCUCUUGAUGAUGAAUAUGUGCUGGACCAAUUCCACUGCCACUGGGGAGAAACAAAUGACAAAGGAUCAGAACACACAAUUAAUGGUGAACCUUUUGCUGGAGAGCUUCAUAUGGUACACUGGAACUCUGCUAAGUAUGCCGACAUUAAUGAGGCUGCAAGUAAUCCAGAUGGAUUGAGCGUGUUGGGAGUAUUUUUAAAGCCUGGAAAGAAAAAUGACGAGUUGGAAAAAGUAGUUAAAUACUUGGAUCAGAUUACACAUAAAGGAGAUGUUGUUGAAAUUCCCGAAUCAAUUGAUCCAAAAUUGCUAAUUCCGAAAGAUACCGGAGGGUAUUACACUUACCAUGGGUCCCUCACUACUCCUCCAUGUUCAGAAUGUGUUAUUUGGGUUGUCUUCAAGGAACCGAUAGAAGUUUCUGAUGAACAGUUGAACGCCUUCAGACAAAUCAGGAAGUACAACAAAAACGACGAAAUAUGUUGUGACGCAAACUGUGAUGGUUAUGUAAAGAAGAAUUUCAGACCCACGGUGCCCAUUGGGGAGAGAGAAGUAAAAGAAUGCCGACAAUAAAAUGUAUGGAAGUUUUGACAGAUUAUUUCACGUGUUCGCACAAUGGCUUAUAAUUCAGUGUCAGUACUUAAACGCUUUUUAGAAAAUUGAGCGCAUUAUAUUUAUGAAGUUACAAAAAAUUGCUAGUUAAAAUUACAGUUACCUAUAGGUUCAAUGUUAAUGAACAAUAGUGCUGAGCAGUCGAGUCGUCAUGCUAAUGGCUCAGCAGGCUCACAGACUUUCUUUGAUCUAAAUGUUUUAUUAGGUUUAUGUUUCUGGGCACGAUCUAGUCAAAAACACAAAUGUUUAAACACCAUAGGAUAAAAAUUAAAUUAGAUAUGUGGUUAUUACGUGGGAUUCCUGAGUGAAUGAAGUCAGCCGAUGAAAGAUGAAUAUGGUGAGAGAUUAGAUCUCGCAGCCUAGUGAUCCUCAUUCAUAGAUAUUUACUGGAACGCGUUAAUAUAUUAUAAAACCGAAGAUAAUACUGCAAAUAAGGAUUUCGCUGUUUUCGCUGUAUUAUUUCUCCCAACCGUUCUUCUAUACUGUGUCUGUCCUGGCAAUCUCUUUCUUCUAGAUAUCUUUGUUCCAUGAUCUCGUCUACUUCAUUUCUAAACAAUUGAGGUGUCCUUUUCUUUAUUCUGUCAGAUUAUAUUCUGUAAUUUGGUCCUUCCAGCAACCAGACUCCGAUCUUUUAACACGUUUGUACCAGAAUAGUCCUUUUUUCUCUGUUUGAUUGAUUUUAUCGGGAUUCAUAUCCAUGCGUGUCUAAAUAUCAUCUUCAUUUUAUUCUGUACCGACUUGUGACUCUACAAUUUCUACUUAGACAUUCUAUCUCCGUUUGUUUUGAGGACAAUACUUUUUGGGACAGUUUUUGGGACACAAUCGUAAUAUGCGUUGGUUUAUUAAAAAUAAUAAUUCUCCUAUUAAAGACUUCAAACACGAAAAAUUUACUUGUAUUUGAAUUCUUUAUAUCUUACUCAUUUACGCUUUUAUGAAUCUUAUUUUGUGCGUGGUCCUAGCGCACUGUCAUAUUCUGGUUUACAAAGAGAUUAAUUUUAUCCAAUAUUAACAUGAAGAUCUGGUCUUUUAAAGACAUAUUCGACUUAAAACCAUCGGUCCAUUGACCAAGGAAAUCUUCCACGUGGGCAUUUAGUGUACGCACUGCGCACUAUUAGCCUGAUUUAUCUUAGGGCGAGACGUGGACGACACAGCUGUCUUGGGCACACGGGCACGUUGGAGAAUGGUCUGCUAUGAAAAGCAUUGGCUAGUUUAUUGUACAAUGGAACGGGCCUAUACCGGGGACGUGCGCCGUCUAUUGUUCUACGGCACGUGCCUUUCACGUCUCGUCGUAGAAUGAAUUGGGAUUAACACCUACUCUUAGUUUAUAAUGUGCGUUCUUUGUUAAAAAACUACGCUUUAAUAUUAUUAAAUUUAAAAAGAUUUGGAGACCAUAUUCUCAUCUAUAGUAAACUACACAUAUACCGUGAAAUAUUCUCGUCCAGUAUUCCUACAAAUCUUAGUAGUAACGUAGAGUUGUAUGAGAGUUUAAGACAAUCUAUUUACAUGGUGGAAUCAUUGCAUGUUUUGUAUACAUUUAUUAUUAUACAAUUGCAGCGUUAUUUUGGAUGAAGUGAAAAUCAAUCCUAUAUUUUGUUAUUUCGCAAAGUUAUUUUGAUAUAGAUUUUAAGAGAUAUUUGGACCAUCUGCUAUGAGUUAUAUAAUCAAUAGACAUUUUACAAUACAUACUCGGCUUGCUCAAUUGAAACGUAUCGUUGAUCCAGAAAAAAAUUAUAGGUAAACAUAACUACAUAAUAUAAUUAUUACUAUAUUUAAGGCACAUAGUCCAUUGUUUCCCCAACCCAUUAUUUAACCUUUGUAAAGAAUUUUUGUGGCUCUAGAUUGAAGAAUUCUUUUACGACAUUUUGUAUUUCUUCGUCCAUCUGAAAACGAUUACCUUUUAACGUCAUUUUUAGUGGCCCAAAGACGUGAAAAUCGUAAAGCGAUAAAUCGGAACUAUAGUGAGGAUACUCUAAUAUUCUCUAUUUCUGUUGUAGAUUUUUUCACUUCUUCGGCAACAUAAGACCCAGCAUUUUCGUGCAGAAGAAUGACAAGCUUUUCUGGACGUUUUGGUCAUAUAGCUUGAUUAACCUUGUUUAAAGUUUCAUUAUACAGGUUUUCGUUAAUAUGCACUCUAGAUUUCGUAAACUGCAUGGGCAAGGGUUCUUCAUGGUUGAAAAAACAUGUUAACAUGACCUUGCCCGCAGAAAGUUGAAAUUGGUAUGACCGCAUGCUGAUUAUAUUUGGACGGAUUGUUAACAACAAACGCCAUUUUGAAGUCACUAUACUUAAAUUAGCAGUCAAAUACAAAUAAUAGGAACUCAUCAGUGUGACGUCUACAAAUAUAACUAACAUUUCAGAACGUCAGUUGAGAGAUUACAAUUGUUUCCAAGGCUAACCUGACAAAGAUAUGUUUCAAAUUGAACAAGCUUAUAGUUAAUUUUCACCAGUGCUUUCUAUUUUAUCAUAAUAUGUUUGAAAUUGGUACCUUAGUUUGGAUUUCACUUCUUCAAUUGUAACGUAUAGUGUCUUAGUAUCGCUGUGCCUUUAAAAAACUGUAUAACGAUUUCGACCUAGGCACAAAAUAAAUACCUCUGUAUUUUGAUAAACAUUAUAAUUAAUUGAAGCAUACUGAAAUGAAUCAAACAGUUAGAAAUAUAUACCAUAUUCAUGUAUAUAAAUGUUCUUAAUGUUUUAGUUUACAUUUUGGUAGAAGUAAAUAACAUCACAAACUUGAUAUCUGAGUAGAAGUGUGUAGAUGAGUUUGUAGUAAAUAAAUGUUAACAAUUUGUCAAGGGAAUAAGUUUUUCCAAUAGAAACUUUAUUAGCAAUAGCUUAAGAAGAUGAUCACCACUAGCUGUAGAUGACGAUAAACGGAGAAGUGAAGCCUAAGUUAGAUAAUCAGGGUCGAAUAGAAAUAAGUCAAAUCAAAUAGAGGUCAGAAGUUGGAUCACAAUUUGUAGGAAUUGAUAUUCUGAAACUCAUCUCGACCUCUACUAUCAGCACGUUAGAUAGAAAUUGAUUUCGACUAGAAAAGCUUUGUCGAGAUCAUAUUUUUACAUAGAAAUUGGUCUUGACGCUUGCGCGUUGGUAUCAUUAUUGAAAAAAAAAAUAUAAAAAAAAAUUUCCGUUGACAGUUAUUGUAAUAGAUGCUUAACAUACAUAAUAAAAAACUGAGGAAAUUUAGAAAGCAAUUGGGAAAAAAAUAUAAAGAAAGAUGAGAGAUGCUAAUAAAGAUUAAGGGCAAAUAUUUUUGAAAUUUUUCAAUGAAAAUUGGUGUUGUUAUUUUAUAUUACUUAAUAACACAUCUUAUUAUCUGCAAACGAUAUUUUUACAUUCUUAACUUCUACUAUAAUAGUAAUAAUGGUUGUUAAAGACGAAUAAUACAUUUUUUAACGUGUCAGUAACUACUUAAUAGAAUGUAUUUUAUUGUUGUACGUAUGUACCUUAUGUUAAUUAUUUUUAGGUAUGAUUGUAUUUUAAAUUUUAUGUAGGUAUCUGCCAAUAUACAGCAAGCAAUAUUGUUUUUAGUAGUUUCAUACUAACAUAUUUUUGAUUUUACUCUAAUGAGUAUUUAUUGUAUUUUAAUAAAAGCCUUAUAUUACUUUUGCA